Messenger RNA from Poecilia latipinna (sailfin molly), 950 nucleotides. RefSeq names its product 40S ribosomal protein S19. The record is from RefSeq and is a predicted model, not a curated record. NCBI's taxonomy places the organism in Eukaryota, Metazoa, Chordata, Actinopteri, Cyprinodontiformes, Poeciliidae. Gene Ontology annotation, molecular function: structural constituent of ribosome; RNA binding. The transcript is spliced from 6 exons. Gene Ontology annotation, cellular component: ribosome; cytosolic small ribosomal subunit. Gene Ontology annotation, biological process: ribosomal small subunit assembly; translation. Bases 150 to 608 code for a protein of 152 amino acids.
GUGUCAUCCUUUUCUUAUGCGGACAGUCUUCCUCCAUCCCUCAUUAUCAGCAUCAUUUUCUUCAGAUGCUCCGCCGCGUUAGCUUCGACUAAACGGGGACACUUUGAGACCGCAGAGCCCUCCUGGCGUCUUUAAACUAUAUCAUAAAAAUGCCCAGCGUGACGGUGAAGGAUGUCAACCAGCAGGAGUUUGUUAAGGCAUUGUCAGCUUUCCUUAAAAAAUCUGGGAAACUAAAGGUCCCAGAGUGGGUCGACACUGUGAAGCUGGCCAGACACAAGGAGCUAGCUCCCUGUGAUGACAACUGGUUUUACACCAGAGCAGCAUCCACAGCCCGCCACCUCUACCUGCGAGGAGGAGUGGGAGUGGGCGCCAUGAUCAAGAUCUAUGGAGGCCGCCAGCGGAACGGCGUAUGCCCCGCCCACUUCAGCGUGGGCUCCAGGAAUGUAGCGAGGAAGGUCCUUCAAGCCCUGGAGGGCCUCAAGAUGGUGGAGAAAGACCCCAAUGGUGGUCGUCGACUUACUCCUCAAGGUCAGAGGGAUUUAGACAGAAUCGCUGGACAGGUCGCCUCUGCAAACAAGAAACAGCGAAGUUUACAAAGCGCCGCCUGAGGAAAGCGUCCAGAGCGCGUACGCCGUGUUUAUUCACUUUUUAUUUGCUUGUCUUUCCAUAUCAGCCUGGUUCCCACUCUGUCCAAGGACAGCAGAAAGAGAUGCAUGAGUCUGAAGUUCAGCUGAACUUGUGAACCAAUAUAAAGUAUAAACAAGCAUUAGCAUGUUAAAGUUGUUGCUCUCCACCAAGAAGCUGUGAAAAACGGAAAAUAAAACAAAUGCAACGGACCCAAAAACAUGUUUUACUCUUUCGAACAGCUUUGUCUGCAGAAAAUUAUGCAUAUUGUUGAUUUAGCUACACUAAAAGCUGAUCAAUAAAUGUAUUUGUCCUGUCAGCACUAA